Molecule: messenger RNA, 920 nt
Organism: Gymnodraco acuticeps
Lineage: Eukaryota; Metazoa; Chordata; Actinopteri; Perciformes; Bathydraconidae
Product: protein FAM216A-like
Exons: 5
Coding region: 132-653 (173 amino acids)
Source: RefSeq, a predicted model, not a curated record
AACACACUCUGGGUUCAAGUGUGUUAGACCUCUGCUCGGUAACUGGAACCCGGGGGAAGUGUCACGUUUCAGGCUUGGCUGCAACUCAGCGACCUCCACGACACACACAGGAAAUAUCAGGAUUGUGAGAAAUGAUGAGGAAGAGGGUAACGUUUGUGGAGCAGCUGAAAAAAGAGACCAGGUUAAAAAAUGGGCACGUGUUAACGAGGUCUGCAGAAUAUAGCCAGAGAGGCACAGGUGGUGUUGAAUAUCUACCCAGUGAGCCGGUGAGGGAGGCGUUCAGAGGAAAACACGGUAACGUUUCUUCAGGAGGACAACACAUGAAGACGAGCCACGUUCCCAAAUCCAUGAUGGCUGCUCCCUUCUUACAGCAUCCCGCCCUCACAGCCGGACAGAGACACUACCUGUGCAGCAUAGCAAGCGUCUACAGCACGGAGCACAUGAGGCAGCAGAUGAAGCAGCACUACCUGCACCUUCUGCACACAUGCCUUCAGUCAGUUCAGAGUCCCCCCUGCAGUAGGAGGCUUGGGACUCAUCAGCGAGGAGAAAACAAAACAAAGGAUGCAGUGAAGGAUGUAAGAAUGAAGCCUCAAGGACCGAGGAAGAGCAGCAAUAAUUCUGAUGUCAUACUUCCAAAAAUAAUCAACAGAUGACCCAUUUGAUGGAAUAUUAUUUUCACGGUGUUAUUACCUUAUAUUGAGUCUUAAUGUUAAUCUCUUUGCAUCAACACUUCUUAUGUUAUUGUAGAUAUUUUAGGUGUAAAUGCCUCUAACAAAGGAUGUGUGCAGUCCUUUAUAAAUACAGUCUAUGGUGCAUUCAUGUAUUUUUUAAAUAUACCUAUAAACACAUAUAACAACACUGCAUUUGCUAAGGUACUCAACGUGUUUACUAGUUACAUUUUGCUCAGUUAUUUUACUGUA